Molecule: messenger RNA, 674 nt
Organism: Bombus huntii
Lineage: Eukaryota; Metazoa; Arthropoda; Insecta; Hymenoptera; Apidae
Product: ejaculatory bulb-specific protein 3-like
Exons: 2
Coding region: 202-579 (125 amino acids)
Source: RefSeq, a predicted model, not a curated record
CUGUUACAAAGAGCGGUUUACUUUCCGCUGUAUAGGGUAGCUUUCAAAUAACAUUUGUUUUUAAAUUGCCAUCUAUUACUUCGUUAAACGGAACGUAGUAAUCUGUACAUUUUUCUAUCUUCAUAUCGCUUUCGUUGGUAUAAUCGUCAUAGAGUUUUGCAUUUUAAAAUUGAAGCUGGAAGAACGCGCUUCAAUUACAAUAUGAAGAUUUAUCUCUUAUUAUUUGCCUUGGUCGCAGUCGUUUGUGUAACAGCGGAAGAUUAUACCACAAAAUAUGACAAUGUAGACGUGGACAGGAUCCUGCAAAAUGGUCGUAUCCUUACCAAUUACAUUAAGUGCAUGCUGGACGAAGGACCAUGUACCAACGAAGGCAGAGAAUUAAAAAAAAUUUUACCCGACGCUUUAUCUACAGGUUGUAGUAAAUGCAAUGAAAAACAGAAACAUACAGCGAACAAAGUAGUAAAUUAUCUGAGAACUAAAAGACCGAAGGAUUGGGAACGACUUUCCGCAAAAUAUGAUUCAAGUGGCGAAUAUAAGAAGCGUUACGAAAAUGUAUUACAACCUACCAAAAACAGUUGAAUUUAUAUCUAUAGAUCUAAACAAUAAAUUUAUGAGGAGAUUUGUACAAUAAAACUAUAAUAACAAAAGUAAUAAAAUAGCUUAAUGUAUACAUA